This is a messenger RNA of Dentiscutata heterogama, 198 nucleotides long. The record is from the annotation of a GenBank genome assembly. NCBI's taxonomy places the organism in Eukaryota, Fungi, Glomeromycota, Glomeromycetes, Diversisporales, Gigasporaceae.
UCGAAAUGUAAUGGGGAAUAUUUGUUGGUUGAACUAGUUGGCGAAGAACAAGUAAAUGAAAAGCCUAAUAAAAGGGGAAGAUCGAAAAAGACAUUAGAAAUGAAGCCAAAUGAACCAUCGAUAAAUCAAAAGUAUAAUGAUAAGAGUACUGUUAUGUACAUACCAUUAACAGAAUUGACAGAAGAUCCGAUGUGCUGA